Penaeus monodon (black tiger shrimp) is the source of this 2053-nucleotide messenger RNA. RefSeq names its product prostaglandin reductase 1-like. Gene Ontology annotation, cellular component: cytoplasm. Gene Ontology annotation, molecular function: 2-alkenal reductase [NAD(P)H] activity; 15-oxoprostaglandin 13-reductase [NAD(P)+] activity. Bases 16 to 1155 code for a protein of 379 amino acids. Gene Ontology annotation, biological process: prostaglandin metabolic process. The record is from RefSeq and is a predicted model, not a curated record. NCBI's taxonomy places the organism in Eukaryota, Metazoa, Arthropoda, Malacostraca, Decapoda, Penaeidae. The transcript has 9 exons.
ACGCUUGGUAUCAGGAUGACACAGCACUCUUUGGGUUUAUAUAUACGUGUUGUACGACCCUUCAAGAACCACUGGGUCUGGAGACUGCAUUCUGAGGACAGGUCCAUCUCGCAGAGGAGUGAAAGAAUUGUCAUCAUGAUGUUGUCAAAGGUAUGGAAGCUAUCACGACGCCCUGUGGGGCUGCCAACGAUUAAAGACUUCACUUUGGUUGAGGAGCAGGUACCGCCAUGUCAGGCAGGAGACGUAAUUGUACAGGCAGAAUGUCUUAGCGUUGAUCCAUACAUGAGGAAUAAGGCUAAGAUUUUACCUCUCGGUUCCACUAUGGAUGGCGGCCAAGUUGCACGCGUCAUAGAGAGCAAGAACGCCGAAUGGCCCGUCGGUUCUUUCAUGGUCACGCAAGCCGGGUGGCGCUGCACCACCCACUUAUCACUGGAGAAGCUGCAGACGACGGACUUUUGGCAGAAAUCCCUCCAGCUGCCUGACAUGAAAGGUCUACCCAUGAGUCUCGGCCUCGGAACUCUUGGAAUGCCCGGAAAUACGGCUUACUUCGGUCUGACGGAGAUCCUGCAUCCGGUGGCUGGCGAGACCGUACUGGUGAGCGGAGCGGCGGGGGCGGUGGGGAACGUCGUGGUGCAGAUAGCCAAGAUCAAAGGUUGCAAAGUCAUCGGCUUUGCAGGAGCAGACGAUAAGGUCGACUGGCUCAGGGAAAUCGGGGCGGAUCACGCCUUUAACUACAAGAAAGUCAAAGUAGGCGAGGCACUCCGUCAGGCUGCUCCGGAGAAGAUCAACUGCUAUUUCGACAAUGUCGGAGGAACAUUCACUGCGGCUGUAAUGCCCCACAUGGCCUUCGGCGGGAGAGUGGCAGUGUGUGGCGCCAUUUCCGGGUAUAACAAGCAGGAGGAGGAGGAAGAGGGUGCUAUGACAGGUUGCUUUAAGGAUUCCGACGUGCUGUGGAACUGUCUGCGCAUCCGAGGCUUCAUGUUUUUCGAGUUUGCCGACCGUUGGAUGGAAGGCUUGGAGCAGCUGAGGGACUGGGUCUUGGAGGGGAAGCUGAAGUAUAAGGAGCACGUCGUUAAUGGCUUCGAGAAAAUGCCAGACACUUUUAUUGGUGUGUUGAAAGGAGACUACCGGGGAAAAGCUGUUAUAGUGCCAUAGAUCAUUUUUUUUCUCUCUCUCUUUUUUUAACAGCUGGUAUACGGAUUCUAUAUCAUUAUGGGAUUUCGAAAGAUGCAUAUGCCAGUGUUACUGAAAGUAUUAAUUGUGAUUCCAGUGUAAUUUAGCUGCAAAAAAAUAAGAAUGUAAUCGUCUUUCCUUUGUAAAUUUAUAUCCCGAAAGGGAGACUUUAUCCCUUGUCAUUGUUACUGCCUUACUGGUUAUAUUAUAAUAGAUAUAAAUUUCACAAGUAAUCAAAACAGCAAUAAAAUUCUCAAGACAAGAUAUGCAUAGAUAUCUCCUAUCAUUUCAAGUCCCUCUUGACCACAAAACAAAAGGGCAGGCAAUCCUACACACCCCAAGGCAAUAUCAAACAUGACGUCAUUCCCUGUAUUCUCCCGAGGCUAGAUGUUUCACUGAAUUCUGUGCUGUUUCUAAUUACAUCGCAAACUCCUGUAUCUGAGUAUGGACUUCCCUUUCAAUAUAUAUUUUUAUCUGUUUUUUUUUGUUCAUUCAAAGAUGGGGUAUUUUUCGGCUCGUGAUUAUUUAUUGUCAAAGUAUUCUACGAUCAUCGAAUCGAUAGAAAUACAAGUUUUAAACCUGUAUGUACGCAUAACCUUACGUUGCUGUCACUGCAAAAGGCGCCAGUCAUGCUAAACUUAGCAGUGUUUACCACUUUACACACGUCUUAAUCUUUCAAACGACGAUUAUUUGCCCCCAAAAAUGUUUCUCGGCAUUUGAAAGUUAGUUAUUUUUAAUGUUCACAUUCAUUGAUCCUUAGAAAUUUGUGCAACUGCUAUUUUUUCAAAUUGUUCUUUAUAAUACUAGAUAUGUAAUUAGGCUGAGAUACCCUUUAGCGUGUAUUAAUGACUGGAUAACUAAAUACAGCAAAUUAAAUGAA